GCCUCGGCAGAGCGCGAGUGGCCGGCGGCGGUCCCGCUGCCUGCCCCGCACCAUGCGGGUCCCGCCGCCUCCCCACGCCGCGGCGGCGGCGGAGCCGGGGCAGGGGCAGCUAGCGCGGCGCCCCGCGCCAUGGUGACGGGCUCGGCGCUGGGCUCCCGCAGCCGGGACCGAGCCGCGCCGCCCCGCUGCCCGUCCCCGUCGGCGAGCGGGCGGCGCGGCGGGGCGGCGGCGGCGGCGGUGCUGGCGGGGCUGUGCGCCCUCUGCUACGGCAACUCCCUGAGAGGCGAGUUCGUGCACGACGACGUCUGGGCCAUCGUGAACAACCCCGACGUGCGGGCGGCUGCCCCCGUGGCCGCCGCCUUCGCCAACGACUUCUGGGGCAAGCGGAUGGCCGAGAACACCAGCCACAAGUCCUACCGGCCCCUCUGUGUCCUCACCUUCAAGUUAAACAUAUUGCUGGCUGGCAUGAACCCCUUCUAUUUCCACGCAGUGAAUGUAAUUUUACACUGUCUAGUGACUCUUGUGCUGAUGUACACUUGUGACAAAGCUGUGUUCAAGGAUUGUCGACUUGCUUUUGUCACGGCGCUGUUCUUUGCUGUGCAUCCCAUUCACACCGAGGCUGUAACAGGUAUAGUAGGCAGAGCGGAUGUCCUAGCCUGUCUACUCUUUCUGUUGGCUUUUCUCUCCUAUAAUAGGAGUGUGGAUCAGCUUUAUGUUGGGGAACAUUUCCCUCCCACUGCCUCCCCGUUCUUUUUGCUGCUUAGUUUAUUCCUUGGGACAUGUGCAAUGCUGGUGAAAGAAACUGGAGUCACUGUGUUUGGUGUGUGCUUGGUUUAUGACUUCUUUUCCCUCUCCUGCAAUGGACUCAAAGUGAGAAAUGGGGGGAUCCACCACAGACCUGCCCGGCAGUCAGCAGCUUCUCCCUCUGCCUCGCUGCAGGUCCCUCCAGCUGGCAGGGAGAAUGGGAAGCAUCGCUUUGCUCACCGAGGCGCCUGGAGCUCCUGCCACCCAGCAUCACCCGAGGAGCAGCGGAGCGGUGGCCUUUCUGUGCCCAGCAAAGCCAUGUGGGCCAUUCGGAGCUACCUGACUGCAAAUAACAACCAGAAUUUCUUGUGUACCGCACGGCCUUUUUUGAAGAGAGCUGUUUUGGUGAUUAGCUAUGUGAUUCUCGUGUUGUAUUUCCGCCUCUGGAUAAUGGGAGGAUCCAUGCCGAUGUUUUCGGAGCAGGACAAUCCAGCUUCAUUCUCACCGUAUUUACUGACGAGGUUUCUAACUUACUCCUACCUUCUGGCCUUCAAUGCAUGGCUUCUGCUGGCACCAAUCACCCUGUGCUAUGACUGGCAGGUCGGCAGCAUCCCUUUGAUCGAGUCCUUCUGGGAUGCAAGGAACUUAGCCACCGUGUUCCUGGUGCUGGUGAUGACCUUACUCAGCCUACAUUGCAUAGCUGCAUUCAAGAAACUGGAACACAAAGAAGUUUUGGUUGGCUUGUUGUUCCUGGUUUUCCCAUUCAUCCCAGCCAGCAACCUCUUCUUCAGGGUGGGAUUUGUGGUGGCAGAGCGAGUCCUUUACAUGCCGAGUAUGGGGUACUGCAUCCUCUUUGUCCAUGGUCUAAAAAAGCUGUCUACACGGUUAAAUAAGUGGAGAAUUACUGUUCUGACCCUCUUUGCUUUACUGCUGCUGCUUUUCUCUUGGAAGACUGUGAAACAGAACGAAAUCUGGCUGUCACGAGAAUCCCUUUUCAGCUCAGGAGUGAAGACCCUGCCCCACAAUGCCAAGGUGCACUACAACUACGCCAAUUUUCUCAAAGACCAGGGCCGUAACGUUGAGGCGAUCUACCACUACAAAACUGCUCUCAAGCUGUACCCUCGUCACGCAAGUGCUCUCAACAACUUGGGGACAUUGACCAAAGAUGUGGUGGAGGCAAAGGAGUACUAUAGACGGGCCCUUCAGUUAAACCCUCAGCACAAUCGAGCUCUCUUCAAUCUCGGCAACCUGCUCAAAUCCCAAGGGAAGAAGGAGGAAGCUGUGAUCUUACUGUGGGACUCCAUUAAGUACGGCCCAGAGUUCGCAGAUGCUUACUCAAGCCUGGCCUCGCUGCUAGCCGAACAGGAACGGCUUAAGGAAGCGGAAGAGGUCUAUAAGGCUGGCAUAGAGAAUUGUCCAGAGAGCUCCGAUCUGCAUAACAACUAUGGUGUUUUCUUGGUUGAUACCGGGGCUCCUGAGCGAGCCGUGUCCCACUACAAGCAGGCCAUCCACCUGAGCCCCGCUCACCACGUGGCUAUGGUCAACCUGGGCAGGCUUCACCGCUCCCUUGGGCAGAACAAAGAGGCUGAAGUGUGGUAUAAGCGGGCACUGAAGGUAUCCCGGAAGGCUGAAAUCCUGUCCCCACUGGGGGCUCUGUAUUACAACACGGGGCGGUAUGAAGAAGCAUUGCAGGUUUACAGAGAAGCAGCAUCACUGCAGCCUUCAAACAAAGAGAUCCGACUGGCACUGGCUCAGGUUUUAGCAAUGAUGGGGCGGACAAAGGAAGCUGAAAAGAUGACGAACCAUAUACUCAAUGAGGAUGUGAGGUGUCUGGAGUGCUACCGCCUUCUCUCGGCCAUCUACAGCAAGCAGGAGCACUAUACUAAGGCACUUGAAGCUAUAGAAAAAGCUCUUCAGCUAAAACCAAAGGAUCCAAAAGUCAUAUCAGAGCUCUUUUUCACUAAAGGAAACCAGCUAAGAGAACAGAAUCUCCUUGACAAGGCUUUUGAGAGCUAUAAACAGGCUGUGGAGCUCAACCCAGACCAAGCACAGGCCUGGAUGAAUAUGGGAGGCAUUGAGCACAUCAAGGGGAGUUACAUCACUGCCCGUGGCUACUAUGAGAAAGCCUUACAGCUGGUUCCAAACAGCAAGUUGCUGAAGGAGAAUCUGGCCAAACUGGAUCGCUUGGAGAAACGGUUUCAGGAAGUCCAGGAGAAAGACCAAACAUAGCAUUCAGUCACCAGUGGAAUGAAUCUCGUGCCCCUUGGAGAAGAGUAUGGUGGAAGCAUUCUUGAAGUGAUGCUGAAGGAACUUUGAUAGGACUCAGACUUACGGAAGGCAGAUUUUGAAUGCAUGCUUAUGUUUGACCAAAGUUACAGGAGGCACUCAGCUCCUGUGGGACAUGCUGGAGAAUGAACAAAAACCUUCCUUUAAUCAAGAUUUUUGUUUAGGCUGGACCCAUUUUAAGCACACUGGGAGUGUGGGUGGGACAAGUACCUUCAAUAUCUUGGUUAUCAGUGGGGAAACCAUGGAGACAAAGCACUCAUCCAUUGCAGCAGGGGUGAAGUAACACUUCUUGUUACUCAAUACAGGCUCACCUUGUCCACGUAAAGUACCACUAAUGGGCUUCAUUACAAGUGCUGCCAGGUCCUUUUGAGCCAGGAAAAAUGGUCAUAAUGGUCACAUUAAAAGGUUUCAAGGGAUUAAUGCUGACGAAGUGGUGGCCACUUGUACAGCUCCAAAUGUGACUUGAAAAUUAUUCUAAAAGAAGGGAAAACAGUAUCUAAUAUCACCCUAGAAGGAUGAUUCUACAAGUAGGACAAAUGAACCUUUGAGGGAAGACCUCACCUGAAUGUUUUACUCAUAAGAUAGUCAUUUUGUAGUAAUUCAAGUUUGACAAUACUGUCAAAUAUAUGGCUUUACCCUUUUCCCUCUCCCUCCAGGCCAAACAGUUAUUACUCUGAAAAACGUGGAAACAUCCAAAAGCAAUAGGAAGCUCUAGGAUUACUUGUCCUCCUGUCCAGUCCCCAGUAAAAAAAACAACCGAUCUGAUCAAUAUAGGAGGUAAAGCCACAGAGAAUGAGGGAAGAUUUCCUAGCCUGGAAAGGUGCUCAGCAGGCUUUUUUUAUGGGUAUGCAGGGACAAAGCCCAUUUAUCAUGGUGAUAGCACUGACAAAUUACUUUAUCAAUGUGUUCUCACCCCUUCCCCCAAAAGAUACAGAAAAUGACCUAUAGCUGACCAGACAUAAAUCUAUAUUUUUGAUUACUGAAGUGGGAAAACAAAAUCUCUUCAGAAUUGGGGCUUUUAUUUUUGAGCUUUAUUUAUUUAACUUAUAAUAAUCAAAUAAUUAAUAUAUUUUCUCUUUUUAUACGAAUUGGGCAGUACUCUUCACUGCUGGCCACAUGGCUGGGUGUUGUGACUUGUAUUGUCUGAAGCUGGAAAAACGCAAUACCACCAAGGUAUAACUCCCCCUAAUGAUGGUUCUAAAGCAAAUGGCUGCAGAGCACACUGGACCAUACUGUCUCUUCAAUAACAGCAUUUUUGCUGCUUCCACAAGGGUUUGUGGCCAGUCCCUAUAGAAGAGCAGCCCAGGGUUUGACAUUAUUAGUAAAGGACAGUUCAGAAUAGGUAUUUGAUGCCUUGAUACCUGUCAGGAAAAGUCAAUGUGCCAGCGACCCAUGUGGCACCUGGCUUUAGUUGGUGCUGGCUAUGGCACCUCAGCAAGCUCCAGAUUCACUCAGUGUGAUGGGACAGCCAUGUGCUGGUGGCUCCACCGGCUUCAUGUAGAAAGCUCUGUGUCUAGCCAGCACUGAUGGUCAAAUUACUGACAAAUUAACAUGACUCCAACUGCAUUUGGAGCUUACAGGGAGUCCAGACUGAUGCAGAUGUCUGCCCUGCCAGGGCUCUGUGUCCACCGACAUGAGGCUGGACUUGGGAGGUACAGAUCCGCACUGGCCAAGGAGACCGACCAGUGCCUACAGCUAGGCAGAGGUGGGAGGGAAAGAACACUGCGGGGGGAAAGGUGGUGACACAUAUUUCUGGGCUGUCUCCCUUUGAGGAGCAGGUGGGACCAAAAUAGGCAAGCCUUUUCCUGGUGAAUCUUCCCUUCUCCCCCCACGCCAAGCAGGCUACUUUGCUUUCUGGAGCCAAAGCAGGUUUGAGGUCCUGGGGCUGGGCCAGCAACCUUUGUCGUUUCCUGUGACUUUUAUAGCCAUGGGCUUGCUGACCUGGAGUUUCUGCAGGUCUGCUCCGUCAGAUGCCAUGCAUGGUGUAGCUUUGCACAGCCCUGGCACUGCUAGGAUGGCUUGGAGGAGAUGGGGUCAUGCCAGCAGAGUGCCCAUGGGAUGGGCAAACCAAAGCUUAAACGGCCUCUGAGAGCAGCUAGUUCCCCACCGUGCAUUGCAGAGUUGUACAUGAUGGAGUACUGGGAUAUUCAGAGGUACUUGCACCAUAAAGCUCUCUGUCUCUCCCCAAGGUGAGCCUGCCUUCACCAAAGCCCCACGUGCCCAGGCUGUCUGGCUGCCUGUGGAACCACUGAAUGGCAGCGAGUCUGGGGGCUGGCAGAGUGGUAUUGGGUGCAGCUUGGGACAGCGGUGCCAUGCAAAGCCCCCUGCAGAGGAAGCAUCUGCAGAGUGCUCUGACAGCUAGCUAAAACAUGGGGAAAGGGGUGGGAGGAGAUACCUCUCAUUAAAAAAUGUGCAUCAGCUAUAACCUUUGCUUCAUAAAGAUAUAUUAAAUAAAUACUAUAUAUUCUAUAAGCCCCACAGCAGUGUGGCUUUAAAUUGUGGCCAAUGAAAUGUAUUUUUUCAAAGAAGUUGUAUUUUUUUAUAGCAAUGUUUUGUGAGGGGGAAGACUUGGUUUUGUGUUUUUGACUUUGGUUUAAAUCUUAGUUUGUUUUCCCUGAGAGACCUGGUAGAAAUGAUUGUCUCGUUCUUGUCCUAGAAGAACCAUCUUGACCUCCUAAAAUUCAGUGUGUGUGUAAAAGUAUAAUAUAGCUUUGGGUGCCUCCCUCCAAGAUCCUGGAGAAAGAUUACCAUUUUUGCAACGCUGUCUUACUUGCAGAAUAACAUAGAAAGAUAGACUAUAGAUAGAUAGAGAGACUAUCCUCCCAGUGAGGGAGGUGGUUUGGUUGGAAGGCCUGACGUAUAUUCAUCCACUCACCUGAAUUAGGCAGGUAACAUAUCCAUGAGUUCAAUCCCAGUUGAACCUGAUUAUGUUUAUAUGCAGAAAGGCCAACUUUCCACAUUUUGGACCUGGGUUUAUGGUAGUUAUAGGAGAGAAGUGGGCUCAGUUUAAAAAGAUAUAGUUAAGGAGAGAAGUGGGCUCAGUAAUGAACCCUGCUUUCCUGAACCAGCACUUUAUACCCCAUCUAUGCAGGAUGACGGUCUGUAAACUGGCAGCAUGUUUGGAGAACGAUUCAGACCAUGAGCUACCAAAGCAGUUAAACCCUUGUGAAGUUCUGAGCUGACUCCCUGUCUCAUUGGCUUUCAUACUGAAAUGCUGUGUUUGUUCAGGACAUUAAUCGUGUGAAAGGCUUAUUGCAGGCGAAGAAGAACGGAAUAUGGUAUGACAUGGGUUACCUCCACCAAAAUAGAAUGCUAUUGUGGAAGGUACAUUGAGCAACUUACCUUGUGAUAAACUGGAUAUUAUCUUAAUUAAUCAUAGGCAAGUCCUCUUCCUCUAGCAUUGCACAGCUUCUAAAAUAAUGAGUUAUAAAUACACCGUUUUCUGCCAACGCCAGCACUCAGCGUGGUUAGCAGAGAUUACAAAUUAGUAAAUGGCUGAAGCUCUACCUGGUGAGGGAGAGUUCGCUCUCUCUGCAAAUUGCAUUGGCUAAACCUCAGUGCUCACCAGUAUUAAAGUGGAGAAUUAACAUAAAGCUGGUUAGACAGGACUCUUGUGUACUCACUGUGCAUUUUAAUCCUAAAUGAAAAACAUAAUAAUUGUGUUGCUUUUUUGUUUCUCCAUGAAUAAUAUUCUCAGCUGAUGGAUUUUGUUUUAUUUUAUUGCUUAUUUAAAGUCCAGCAUUCUUUGUUUCCAUUCCCUUUCCACCGCUGGGAUAAAUGGUGCGGUGGGGGCAUUUUCUCUCUCUCCUAGAAUCCUUGGACUGGAUUUUCCUACAAAUGUGCAGGCAACUUGUUUUGGCCAAAUAGUAAGUGAAUGCAGCAGUGGAAAUAGCCUUCAUUCCAGAGAUUUCAACAAGAACGGGGGUGUGUGCAUGCAUGCACAUGGGUGGAAGAAGUCUAAAUAAAAAAAUCCAAAAUAAAGAGCCUAACUUGCAGAGGAGGCUGGGCACUCCUAAAAUUAUGCAAAAGCUAUGAAAGCUCAAUAGUUAUAGAAACCAGGGCAGACACGGUGUACAAUAUUUGGUGAAAGAAGAUAAUUGUCAUUCUAAUUUUAGUAAUUAGGCAAUUUAGAAUAUACUUGUAUGAUCUUUUGCCCCACUCGUCCUCCAGCUCAAUGUAACGGUAUAUGCUUAAGUCUCCUCAAUCUGUAUGUGAUUAAGUUGACCAAGUGCUCGAUUUCUAUCUUUCUAUAUAUGCAAUUAUGCACAAUCUUUGGGAAAAAAUUAGCCCUUUGAGGGUUAUUUUUUUCCCAACCAUCAGUCUCUUGCAGCAGUUUCUAAAUGCACCAUUUUGCUUUCAUGUACAUUUAAACCCAGCAGCAAAAAAAGAAAAAAAGAAAAAGAAAAAAAAAAACAGCGCUUGGCAUUCACUAGUGAUUCAAUGUGGCAAAGUUGCUUCAGGUAAUCUCGAUGCCUUUGUGCAAAAGUUCAUUGCCAUGUUCGUACUGACUUGCUGAAAAACUAUUUCUUCUGGAAAAUACCCCCAGUGGUAUUCUCUGUAAAAGUUAUGGCUUCUACAAUUGUAUUACUGUAGAAAUCUCUGCCUGAAGUGGAUGUCACGCUGCGUGUUCCUCUCAUGUUGUUUGCAUUGCCUGUUGUUCAUAUGGUUCUUAUUUCUGUAUCUACCUUUUUUUUUAAUCAGUGGUGCAUACCUUUAAAAAAACCCAACAAAACAACCAGAAAACAGCCCAUGGAUUAGAAAUCUUUUUAAACUAAAUUCACACAGCAGCAGCCGGAUGUAUGUCAGUGAUACAGGAAUUUGCAAAGUCUUUGCUUUUUUCACUGUGGGAUUUAUGGUUAGAUUUCACAUAAAGGAGUUAUGCUCAAAGACUUUGCAAAAGAAAAUGUAUGUAAAUGUCUAUUUUAUAUAAAAAGUAGAAAAGUAA
Messenger RNA from Strigops habroptila (Kakapo), 7975 nucleotides. It is a transcript of the gene TMTC1, whose product is annotated as transmembrane O-mannosyltransferase targeting cadherins 1. Gene Ontology annotation, molecular function: mannosyltransferase activity; protein binding. The transcript has 20 exons. The record is from RefSeq and is a predicted model, not a curated record. Gene Ontology annotation, biological process: protein O-linked glycosylation via mannose. The coding region runs from base 130 to 2973 and encodes 947 amino acids. Lineage: Eukaryota; Metazoa; Chordata; Aves; Psittaciformes; Psittacidae.